AUGUUUGUGGGGCGCAGGUUGGGAGAAGGUGCGUGUCAAGGGGAGACGUUUAGGGGGGAGACGUUUGUGAGACACAGGUUGGGAGAAGGUGCAUAUGAAGGGGAGAUGUUUAGGGGGGAGACGUUUGGGGGGCGCAGGUUGGGAGAAGGUGCAUCUGAAGAGGAGACGUUUACGGGGGAGACGUUUGGGAGGCGCAGGUUCGAAGAAGAUGCGUGUGAAGGGGAGUCGUUUAGGGGGAAGACGUUUGUGGCGCGUAUGUUCGGAGAAGGAGCGUGUGAAGGGGAGACGUUUAGGGGGGAGACGUUUGUGGGGUGUAGGUUGGGAGAAGGUGCGUGUGAAGGGGAGACGUUUAAGGGGGAGACGUUUGUGGGGCGCAGGUUGGGAGAAGGUGCGUGUGAAGGGGUGACAUAUAGGGGGGAGAUGUUUGUGGGGCGCAAGUUGGGAGAAGAUGCGUGUGAAGGGGAGACGUAUAGGUUUGGAGAAGGUGCGUGUGAAGGGGAGACGCUUAGGGGGGAGACGUUUGUGGGGCGCAGGUUCGGGGAAGGUGCGUGUGAUGGGGAGACGUUUAGGGGGGAGACGUUUGUGGGGCCCAGGUUCGGGGAAGGUGUGUGUGAAGGGGAGACGUUUAGGAGGGAGACGUUUGUGGGGCGCAGGUUCGGAGAAGGUGCGUGUGAAGGGGAGACGUUUAGGGGGGAGACAUUUGUGGGGCGCAGGUGGGGAGAAAAUGCAUGUGGAGGGGAGAUGUUUGUGGGGCGCAAUUUGGGAGAAGGUGCGUGUGAAGGGGAGACGUUCAGGGGGGAGACGUUUGUGGGGCGCAGGUUGGGAGAAUGUGCGUGUGAAAGAGAGACGUUCAGGGGGGAGACGUUUGUGGGGCGCAGGUUCGGAGUAUGUGCGUAUGAAGAGGAGAUGUUUAGGGAGGAGACUUUCGUGGGGCGCAGGUUUGGAGAAGGUGCGUGUGAAGGGGAGAUGUCUAGGGGGGAGACGUUUGUGGGGCACAGGUUGGGAGAAGGUGCAUAUGAAAGGGAGACAUUUGUUGGGCGCAAGUUGGGAGAAGGUGCGUGUGAAGGGGAGACGUUUAGGGCGGAGACGUUUGUGGGGCUCAGGUUGGGAGAAGGUGCGUGUGAAGGGGAGACGUUUGUGGGGCGCAGGUUCGGAGAAGGUGCGUGUGAAUGGGAGACAUUUAGGGGGGAGACGUUUGUGGGGCGCAGGUGGGGAGAAAAUGCGUCUAGAGGGGAGACGGUUGUGGGGCGCAAGUUGGGAGAAGGUGCGUGUGAAGGGGAGACGUUCAGGGGGGAGACGUUUGUGGCGCGCAGGUUGGGAGAAGGUGCGUGUGAAAGAGAGACGUUCAGGGGGGAGACGUUUGUGGGGCGCAGGUUCGGAGAAUGUGCAUAUGAAGAGGAGACGUUUAGGGGGGAGACUUUUGUGAGGCGUAGGUUCGGAGAAGGUGCGUGUGAAGGGGAGAUGUUUAGGGGGGAGACGUUUGUGGGGCGCAGGUUGGGAGAAGGUGCAUAUGAAGGGGAGACAUUUGUUGGGCGCAAGUUGGGAGAAGGUGCAUGUGAAGGGGAGACGUUUAGGAGGGAGACGUUUGUGGGGCGCAGGUUCGGAGAAUGUGCGUGUGAAGGGGAGACGUUUAGGGGGGAGACGUUUCUGGCACGUAGGUUCGAAGAAGAUGCAUGGGGCGCAAGUUGGGAGAAGGUGCGUGUGAAGGGGAGACGUUUAGGGGGGAGACGUUUGUGGCGCGCAGGUUCGGAGAAGGUGCGUGUGAAGGGAAGUCGUUUAAGGGGGAGACAUUUGUGGCGCACAGGUUCGGAGAAGGUGCGUGUGAAGGGGAGACGUUUAGGGUUGGGAGAAUAUGCGUAUGGAGGGGAGAACUUUGUGGGGCUCAAGUUGGGAGAAGGUGGGUGUGAAGGGGAGACGUUUAGUGGGGAGACGUUUGUGGAGCGCAGGUUGGGAGAAUAUGCGUAUGGAGGGGAGAACUUUGUGGGGCGCAAGUUGGGAGAAGGUGGGUGUGAAGGGGAGACGUUUAGGGGGGAGACGUUUGUGGAGCGCAUGUUCGGAGAAGGUGCGUGUGAAUGGGAGACGUUCAGGGGGGAGACAUUUGUGGGGCAUAAGUUCGGAGAAGGUGCAUGUGAAAGGGAGACGUUUUGGAGGGAGACAUUUGUGGGGCGCAGAUUCGGAGAAGGUGCGUUUGAAGGGUAG
Closterium sp. NIES-65 is the source of this 2199-nucleotide messenger RNA. Lineage: Eukaryota; Viridiplantae; Streptophyta; Zygnematophyceae; Desmidiales; Closteriaceae. The record is from the annotation of a GenBank genome assembly.